CCAGCCAUGUCAUGGAGGCACCAAGCUGCCUUUUCUUGUGGAAACAAUCCAAGUUUGGUCUGUUGGUAUCUUAGGUAGCCUGAAUCAUUCUGUCAAAACUCUUAGCAGCCUGAAUGGGCUUUUUUUUUUUUUCUUCUGAUCUUGCUUAAAGAUUGAACAAAGCCUCUAAAACUUCUGCAAGGAACUGGUCACUGAAAGCAUGUGUGAAAGGGUCACCAGGUGUCUGUGUCUUGAAACACUGCAUUCAAACUUGCUUUCUUAAGCUUCACAGUCAACUUGAACUGCUUUGUAACCUUGUAGCAGUACAGUGGGUGUAGCAGAGUCUCUAUAAAAAGUCCAAGAACAGUUAACUAUUUUAUACUACCUGCAGCUGGAGGUAAUACAGGAAUUCCUGUCAAUCCAGACUAGUAAAACACUGGCACCUCUUGCUUAGCUGUGACUAAAAACGCUAGCGCGCAAAACUGCACACUGCUUGAACGGCCGCUUGCAAUAAUGCAGUCUGGGGAAGGGAUUUGCUUAGUUCAAGUUACCAUGUUGGUUGUGUCCUAAUGCCUUGUACUUUGAAAAUGGAGCUUUUAGGAAUGUCAUCUAACUUGAUGACAAACCAACACUUUGGAGGGUCUGAGGGUGGUAUUGUCAGUGCCCAUUAAUGUCUUUAUCACUAAACUCGAAGAAAUGUUUAUGCUUCCUCAAUCAUGUAGAAGAAGCAAGGGAGGAGUUGAGAGAACAGGUAUAUAACGCCAUGGGGGAAAAAGAAGAGGCCAAAAAGUCUACAGAAGAGUCUCCGGUACUCUCUGAGAAGGAAAUCAAGGAGGAUGUUGAAAUGAAAGAGAUCACAGAAGAAAAACCAACAGAAGAAGCAAUUGCUGGCAAGGACAUAAAGCUUGAAGAGGCUGAAGAGAAGAUGGAGGCUUCUGUGGAAAAAGAAGUAAUGUCAGAAGAGCAGAAGCAGCAGGUAGCUGUGGAAGAAGAGACUACAAAAGAGGAGGCAGCUGUGGAAGAAAAGGUAGUGGAAAAAGAGAAGAUGGUGCCUGAAGACAAGGUAGCAGGCGCAACUGAGGAAAAGGACAGAGCGACGGAAGUGUUGGACAAGGGGGUGAAGGCAGUUGUGGAAGAGGCUGAAGCUGGGCAAGCAACUGUGGAAGAGAAGGGAGAGGUGGGAGAGCAGAAAGCAGAAGCAACAGAAAAAGAGCCAGCUGUGGAAAAGGGAGAGGCUGUAGAAGGGCAGGCAGAGACAGCUGUGGAAGAGAAGGCAGUAGCACAAGUGACAGCAGAAGUGCAGGAAGCAGUUGCUGUGGAGAAGAAAGAAGCUGCAGAAGGGGAAGCAGAGGCAGCUGAACAGAAGAAGGUGGAGGAGAAACAAGAGCCAGCAGAGACCGCUACGGAAGAGAAACUGGAUGAAUCUAAAGAGACAGAGUCCUCAAAGGAACCUGUGUCCACACAGGGCAAAGAGCCAUCUAAUGACACAGAAGAAAAGGCUGAAGUAGCUGCUAAGGUAGUGAAAGAGGAAAAGAAAGAUGACCUGAUGGAAGAGGGUGAAGGUGCUAAGGUAGAAAAAGAAGAGAAAGAUGACCUGAUGGAAGAGGGAGAAGGUAACAGUGAGAGGAGAAAAAUACUUGUGGGUGGAUGACUUGAUGGAUUUGGCUAACAAUGGGUAAAAAGUGUUCCAUUCAGAAUUUUCUGUUUGCCUUAGAAUAAGGAAAAGGCACAGUAAAAGGGGCUCUUGAAGGAUUUUACAUCCAAGUAAAGUUUCAAGGAAUAGUGAAUAGUCUCAGUUUCUCUAGACUAACGCUUAACUAACUGCAAAGCGAAUCUUACUUGAAAGCAAACUUACAGCCCUGUGAAAUGUGUAAGUAAUGGCUAGGCUGGUGGAGAAUACUGAAUGGAUGUUCACUUGCAUGCGUCUGGGUUUACUGCACUAACCUUCAAAUAACUUGAAGCACAAGUUGCCUCUGGUUAUAAUCAUAUUUUGCUUUAAAACAGUGGAGCAGAAAGAAAAAUUAAGAAUAGCUGAAUACAUAACAAAAUAGUGAAUUUGCUUUUGGUGGGGGGAAGGAACUCCAUUUGAGUCUUUCUGGUGAUAAUUCCAAGUGAGAAUUCGGUUGGGAAAUCUAAACUUAAUUUGCCCUGGAACUGGAAGGCUUAUUGCUACUAUCUAGUACAGUCUUUCAGCUCUCUAGCUUUUUCUGCCAUUCUGCUUCCCUGCUUCAUCAUAGCUGUCUUCAGGAUUACGUUGAAGUUACCUAGUACAACUUGGACGCUUUGACGUAGUACUUGCAUGGUCUUAGUAGGCCAGUGCUUUCUACUGCACAAGUUAAUCGAUGAGCUGAUGAGUGAAACUUUGCUUGUCAGUAACUCGGCUUCACAGGAAGAGCCUUGUUUUAGGAGUGGCAAAUAUUCAGACUAAAUAGUUCUGGACACUGGAAGGAUUUGUUCAGCUGAGCAUGGUGAACACUAGUAGAGCAGCUGCCUAACAAGGUGUCUGUCUGGACAGA
Molecule: messenger RNA, 2495 nt
Organism: Egretta garzetta (little egret)
Lineage: Eukaryota; Metazoa; Chordata; Aves; Pelecaniformes; Ardeidae
Product: nuclear autoantigenic sperm protein-like
Exons: 1
Coding region: 650-1630 (326 amino acids)
Source: RefSeq, a predicted model, not a curated record